UAGCUUGAUAUAUAAAAAUAAAAGGAUCUUUCCUUUGGACAUUAAGGAGAAAAUGGAGAGACGUUGUAUGUUCAUUUCCAGUUUUGUGCUGAUACUUCAUCUUGUUCAAGCUCAAGAUCCCACCGGAUUCAUUAAUGUGGAUUGCGGUUUACCCCUUCGUGAGUCUCCUUACAACUCACUCCCAACCGGUUUAGCAUAUAUAUCAGAUGCCGAUUUAGUUAAGAGUGGAAAAACUAGUAGGAUCGCCAAGGAGUUUGAACCGGACUACACUAAGCCGAUUUUGAAACUAAGAUAUUUUCCAGACGGAGUACGAAACUGCUACCAUCUAAAUGUUACCCGGGACACCAAGUAUCUGAUUAAGGCCACAUUCGUAUAUGGAAAUUAUGAUGGUCUUAAUGUCGAUCCAAACUUUGACCUUUACUUGGGUCCGAACAUAUGGACAACAGUGAGCAGUAAUGAUACUAUAGAGGAGAUCAUCCAUGUGACGCAAACCGACUCUUUACAGGUAUGUCUUGUUAAGACAGGUAUUAGUAUACCCUUUAUAAAUGUCUUGGAGCUACGACCAUUGAAGAAAGAUAUGUAUGUUACUCAAAGCGGCUCACUCAAAUACGAAUUCAGGAGGUAUCUUAGCAACUCAGAUCGUAAUAUACGGUACCCGGAUGAUGUUUAUGAUCGUAAAUGGUACCCGAUGUUCGUGGCGAACUCAUGGACACAAGUAACUACAAAUUUGAAUGUAAAUUCUAGUAAUCUUUAUGAACUGCCAAAAGGUGUAAUGUCAACGGGAGUAACGCCCCUAAACCCUAACGCGACAUUAAACAUUACAUGGACUAUAGAGCCAUCUACUACGAAGUUUUACUCCUACAUGCACUUUGCCGAGCUUCAGACCCUAAGGGCCAACGAUACAAGAGAAUUCAAUAUAACAAUGAAUGGGAAAAUUUCAUAUGGACCAUAUAGUCCUAAGCCGCUAAAGACCCAAACCAUAUUCGACAUAACACCAGAGCAAUGCGAUGGAGGGGCAUGCCUUUUGCAGCUUCUGAAGACGUCCAAAUCAACUCUUCCGCCUCUCCUGAAUGCCAUCGAGGCUUUCACCGUGAUUGAUUUCCCGCAAAUGGAGACAAAUGAAGAUGAAGUUGCUGGUAUCAAGAAUGUUCAAGAUAUUUAUGGAUUAAAUAGAAUCAGUUGGCAAGGAGAUCCAUGUGUACCCAAACAAUUUUUGUGGGAUGGUCUAAACUGCAAUAACUCAGAUAUUUCGACUCCACCAAUAAUCACUUCCUUAGACUUAUCUACAAGUGGAUUAACCGGGAUCAUCACACAAGCCAUUCAAAAUCUUACCCACCUUGAAAAGUUGGACUUGUCAAAUAACAAUUUGACUGGAGAAAUACCUAAAUUUCUAGCUGACAUAAAAUCACUCUUGGUCAUAGACUUAAGUGGUAAUAACUUAACUGGAUCGGUCCCUCCCUCACUUCUUCAGAAGAAAGGAAUGAAGUUAAAUGUUGAAGGAAACCCUCAUCUUCUUUGCACAGCUGGUUCAUGUGUGAACAAAAGAAACGAUGGACAUAAGAAAAAGAGUAUCAUUGUACCAGUGGUUGCAUCAAUUGCUUCAGUAGCUGUUAUUAUAGGUGCAUUCGUCAUGUUCCUUGUUCUCAGAAAGAAAAAAGCAUCAAAAUUUGAAGGGCCAGAACCCUCAUAUAUUCAAGCAUCAGAUGGUAGAUCAUCAGAACCGGCAAUUAUGACAGAAAAUAAAAGGUUUAGUUACUCAGAAGUUAUUGCAAUGACAAAUAACUUCCAAAGAAUCCUUGGGAAAGGAGGGUUCGGAAUUGUAUAUUAUGGUUUUGUGAAUGGUACAAAACAAGUAGCAGUUAAGAUACUUUCCCAUUCAUCAUCUCAAGGGUAUAAACAGUUCAAAGCUGAGGUCGAACUUCUUCUUAGAGUUCAUCACAAGAACUUGGUCAAUCUUGUUGGGUAUUGCGACGAAGGAGAGAACAUGGCUCUUAUCUAUGAAUUCAUGUCCAAUGGAGAUUUAAAGGAACAUAUGUCAGGUAAAAUAAUAACAAAAUGUCUUGUUUUAGUUCUAUGCGUUGUGUGUAACAUAAGACUUUUAUAUCAAUCUGUUAUUUCAAAUACAGGAACACGUAACCGUUUUGUUUUGAAUUGGGGAACUCGACUUAAAAUAGUUUCUGAAUCGGCACAAGGACUUGAGUACUUACAUAAUGGAUGCAAACCACCAAUGGUUCAUAGAGAUGUUAAAACCACAAAUAUAUUGUUGAAUGAACACUUUGAGGCCAAGCUUGCUGAUUUUGGUCUUUCAAGAUCAUUCCCAAUCGAAGGUGAAACUCAUGUGUCGACAGUUGUUGCUGGAACUCCUGGAUAUCUUGAUCCUGAAUACUACAGAACAAAUUGGCUGACAGAAAAGAGUGAUGUUUAUAGUUUUGGGAUAGUAUUGUUGGAGAUCAUCACAAACCAACCUGUGAUAGACCAAAGCCGUGAAAAGCCACAUAUAGCAGAAUGGGUGGGGUUAAUGCUUACAAAAGGAGACAUCAUAAGCAUUAUGGAUCCAACUCUAAAUGGAGAUUAUGAUUCUGGUUCUGUGUGGAAAGCUGUUGAACUAGCAAUGUCUUGUCUAAAUCCUUCUUCAGCGAGAAGACCUACGAUGUCGCAAGUUGUUAUCGGACUGAAUGAAUGUCUUGCAGCUGAAAAUUCAAGGGGAGGUGCCAGUAGGGACAUGGACUCGAAGAGUUCUAUAGAAGUGAGCUUGACUUUUGGUACUGAAGUGAGCCCAAGGGCUAGGUAGAUUAUAUGUUUUUUACUACGGAACUAUCUCCAUAUCUCUGUGUCGGAUGUCACCUUUAUUUAACUUCUGUUAUGGAUACUUUGUGACUAAAAAGUUUACAGUCGCUUUUUUACCGUUA
Molecule: messenger RNA, 2909 nt
Organism: Brassica napus (rape)
Lineage: Eukaryota; Viridiplantae; Streptophyta; Magnoliopsida; Brassicales; Brassicaceae
Product: probable LRR receptor-like serine/threonine-protein kinase At1g51820
Exons: 12
Coding region: 53-2791 (912 amino acids)
Biological process (GO): protein phosphorylation
Molecular function (GO): protein binding; ATP binding; protein kinase activity
Source: RefSeq, a predicted model, not a curated record